Molecule: messenger RNA, 1164 nt
Organism: Penicillium odoratum
Lineage: Eukaryota; Fungi; Ascomycota; Eurotiomycetes; Eurotiales; Aspergillaceae
Product: 2-deoxyribose-5-phosphate aldolase
Exons: 4
Coding region: 1-1164 (387 amino acids)
Biological process (GO): carbohydrate catabolic process; deoxyribonucleotide catabolic process
Cellular component (GO): cytoplasm
Molecular function (GO): deoxyribose-phosphate aldolase activity
Source: RefSeq, a predicted model, not a curated record
AUGUCGACAAAGAAGCCACAAACCCCCUAUUUCUCAAAUGGGCAAGUUUUGUCAAGCCCACCAUUCUCGGUUCGCGUUUCGCGAUUCCUCGAGAGCGUCUAUGUCUUCUUUGGCUUGUACCUCGUGAGCUUCUUCUCGCUGGACCCAUACCUUGCCGCGCAGAACUCUUCGUUCAAUAUUCAUCGGCCGAAAACACGCAACGCAUCUCGUGGUCCUACCGGUGGAGGCUCCGGCUCAUAUGGCUCUGGUGGAGGGGGUGGGGGUGGUGGCGGCGGCGGCGGCCCUGGUGGACCUGGAAAACGAAUUGGGCGGGUGGACGAUGUUCGAGGACCGGAGUGUGGCAGCUACAGCAUCGAACCCAGCAUGUCCACUGUCCCAUUGAAUGACCCGGACUGGGCGGUCUUGAUUGACAAUUUGAAAGAGUGCAUCCCUUCUAGAUCAUUGCCGGAACCGCAAAUCCCAUUAAAUAUCCCACGAUUGAUCGAUCACACUCUCCUAGCCUUGUCAGCCUCUGAAGAACAAAUCGACGUCCUUUGUGCCGAAGCCAAAGAGUACGACUUCGCCACUGUCUGCGUUCGACCGAACUAUGUCGCCCGCGCUGCCGCCAACCUUAAGGGGACCAACACGGGAGUGGCCUCCGUGGUAGGCUUCCCGGAGGGCACGCAGGACACCAAAUUGAAGGUUCAAGAGGCGAUAAAUGCAAUUUUUGAUGGAGCGACUGAACUCGACAUGGUCAUCAAUUACCCGAAACUCAAAGACGGGGGCUACACAGCAGUCUACAACGAUAUAAUGGCCGUACGUAAUGCGGCACCGCCACCGACGAAACUAAAAGCCAUCUUGGAGACGUCUCAGCUCAACAGAGAUGAGCUUAUUGCCGCUGCUAUCGUUGCGUGUACGGCCAGGGUGGAUUUUAUUAAAACAAGCACGGGAUUCUGUGGGGCCGGGGCCAAUGUUCAGGAUGUUAGACUGAUGCAUCUCGUGGCCGAGAUAUGCUCCAAUGGUUGUUUAGUCAAAGCGAGUGGGGGUAUCAGGUCUGCAGAUGACUGCUUGCGUAUGCUUAAGGCUGGUGCGGUGCGGAUCGGGGCAAGCUCCGGAGUCAAGAUCAUGCAGCAGAUGAACGAAGGCGAAAGUCUGGAGCAAGGGGCUAGUCAUCAGGCGUAUUGA